AUCAUGUUUUCAAGUGACACCAUCUUGGGAAUAGUUCUCAUAGCUCAGUUUUGUGUUGGUAUCAGAGGGAACUCAUUACUGUUUAUUUUUUAUAUUUACACUUUCUCCUUUAAACCUCAUGUUAAGAGGCCUAUAGAUUCUAUUUUCAUGCACCUGACCAUAGUCAAUAUAGUGAUGGUUAUAUUCACACUGAUACCAGAUAUCCUGUCAACUUUUGGAGUACGUCGUUUUCUGGAUGAUGUUUGUUGUAAGGUAGUUAUGUAUGUAUUCAGAGUUACUCGGGCCCUUACCAUCUGCACCACCUGUAUUCUGAGCACAUUUCAAGCCACCACCAUCACUCCCAGUAAUUCCAAGUGGGCGUGGCUUAAGCCUAAACUCUCCAUGUGGACUUUUCCCUCCUUUGUUUGCUUGUGGCUCAUCAAUAUGCUUAUCUACAGUGUUAUAGUUGAAAUGGUAAAAGGCAAAACCAAUUACACUUUCACUGGCAAUGGAUAUUAUCAUGCUUAUUGUCAAAGCAGACAGUUUGGGAAUCACAAUUCAGGGUCAUUUUUAAGUAUCAUACUGAUUCGAGACCUCUUCUUUGAGGUCCUCACGAUGUGGACCAGCCUCUACAUGGUGACUGUCCUCUAUAGACACCAUAGGAGAGCCCAGGGUCUCCACGGGUCAAGACUUUCCCCCAAGUCUUUUCCUGAGCAGAAAGCCACUCGUGACAUUCUGUGGCUGGUAAGCUGCUUUGUGUUCUUUUACUGGUUGAACAACUUUGUCACUCUUUAUGGGUUUUAUUCGCCUGUGAAAAUCGCAAUAUUGGAAGAAAUUAAUGCAAUUUUUGCAUCAUCCUUCCCAACCCUCUGUCCUUUUUUAUUAAUGAAGAAUAAAAAAAUUACUUUGCAAUUUGCUUCUUCCCUUUCUAUUUGGAAAAUUCACUGCUUUAGAAGUGCAUUCAAUGGCUAA
This is a messenger RNA of Nannospalax galili (Upper Galilee mountains blind mole rat), 951 nucleotides long. Its product is annotated as vomeronasal type-1 receptor 4-like. Bases 4 to 951 code for a protein of 315 amino acids. The transcript has a single exon. The record is from RefSeq and is a predicted model, not a curated record. Lineage: Eukaryota; Metazoa; Chordata; Mammalia; Rodentia; Spalacidae. Gene Ontology annotation, biological process: G protein-coupled receptor signaling pathway. Gene Ontology annotation, cellular component: membrane. Gene Ontology annotation, molecular function: pheromone receptor activity.